ACUUGCUCUGUGCUUGCUUCCUUACUGUAAAAUUUUAAAAUUUUGGAGAAAUGGAUGAAGCUGCGUUAAAUGUUGCCAUGAACGUGGCCGUCAUGGCUACUCAAGUUGUUGAAGAGGAUGACGCUGAUGAUGAUGCAGUGUAUUUAUUGGCUAUUAGAAUAGCAACAGAAGAAGUAGAAGAGGUUAUGGCUCUGGAAGAGGGACAGGGCUUAGCCGAUUUAGGGGGUGAAUCCUGGACAUACAUUACCGUCGACAUAAACGAAUACCACGAUAUGCCAGACCGAGUGUUCAGACUUCAUUUCCGAAUGGGGAAAGUGGUGUUUGAGGCUCUCUGUGACACCUUGCACCAGUACCUGAGAGACACAGGCAGGUUGAGGAGAGAAAGACGGCCAUUUAGAGAUGUUGUUUUGAUGGUGCUGUGGAUUUUAGCAACACCUGAUUCCUUUAGGAGCGUUGCAUUGAGAUUUGGAGUGUCACCAGGAACUUUGUAUUACUUCUAUGGCUACAUUAUAGAAGCUCUGAGGGAACUUGCACCACACUAUAUCCAAUGGCCAGAUAAUGAAGAUCGAGAAAGAAUAAGAACAACAUUCGAGGAAGCAUCUGGUUUUCCAGGAGUUGUAGGUUCAAUAGAUUGUACACAUGUAUAUGUAACAGCCCCAGUGAAUGAUCCUGCAUCGUACAGAAACAGACAUCAUACGUACAGCCAUAAUGUACAAGUUGUUGUAGAUUGUGACCUCCUUGUUCGAGAUAUUCAUGUGGGAGAGGUGGGCAGCAUGAACGACAAGCGUGUAUUUAGAAGGAGCCCUCUAAGUGAAAGUCUUCUGCGAGAAGAAGGAUUGACUCCUCCUGAUGAACAUUUAGUGGGUGAUGGAGGCUACACUCUGACAUAUUAUAUGAUGAUACCAUUUUUAAAUAAUGGACACCUGACAGAACAACAGCUUAACUUCAAUAAGAGAUUGUCCCAAUGUAGAGUUCGAGUUGAGAACGCUUUUGCACGUGGUAAGGAGAAGUGGAGACGAUUAAAAUUUCUACACGCCAGGAACCAAAACAUUGUGGUUGACCACAUCACAGCUUGUUUUGUGUUACACAAUUUCAUCAUCCUGAAUGGAGAACAAGCAUUGCGAGGAGAAGAAUUAGCACAGCCGAUCAAUAACAACCAAAUCCUCGGCAAUAGGCAAAACAACAACAACAAUGUCAAUGAUGAAGAAGACGAAGACCCUGAUGGCUUUGAAAGACGUGAGUUGUUUGAAAGGGCCAAAGAACUUGGAUUAGAGAAACGCCUAUUCCUGAUGCAACAUGUCUUGCCAGACGGUGAAUGAUUUUGUAUAGAUUUUCCUUUUCAACUGCCAAACUAUUACUGUGAUUGUAAUG
Messenger RNA from Thrips palmi, 1371 nucleotides. Its product is annotated as protein ALP1-like. NCBI's taxonomy places the organism in Eukaryota, Metazoa, Arthropoda, Insecta, Thysanoptera, Thripidae. The transcript has 5 exons. The record is from RefSeq and is a predicted model, not a curated record. Bases 51 to 1319 code for a protein of 422 amino acids.